This is a messenger RNA of Bolinopsis microptera, 2007 nucleotides long. Its product is annotated as eIF5-mimic protein 2-like. Gene Ontology annotation, molecular function: protein binding. Bases 24 to 1277 code for a protein of 417 amino acids. Lineage: Eukaryota; Metazoa; Ctenophora; Tentaculata; Lobata; Bolinopsidae. Gene Ontology annotation, cellular component: cytoplasm; membrane. The record is from RefSeq and is a predicted model, not a curated record. The transcript is spliced from 12 exons.
UAGUGGUCGAAAGGAACCCUUGUAUGUCUGGAAAAGCCCUUAAACCUACAUUAAGUGGAACAAGGAACAAAACCCGCAAGCGAGACGAAAAGGAGAGGUACGAACCGCAGGUAUUCCGAGACGCGAUAAUAGCAGGACUUGAAGAUGUAGGAAACAACCACGAUCAACUACUCAAAUAUCUCUGUGACACCGCCACCGGCAAACUUGACGUGAAAAGGUAUGGAGAAACUUUACUGGACGUCUUGUUUGUUGGAGGGAUCAUCUCUGCAGGUGGUGCCAUAGAGGGUAACAUUAGAACCAACAUUUGCUUAAUACGUCAGGAGCCGGAUGAUAUCAAGUCCUUCACCAACAUCUUUAUCCAGUUCAUAAGGAGAUAUAAGUGGCUGCAAAAUCGUCUGGGAGAGGAAAUUAGGAAGAUAAUAAUGGUGAUGAGAGUAUGUUUGAGCGAUGAAGAGCGGUGUCUACUCGGCAGUGCUACUGCCCUUCUCCUCAUCGAGGGCAUUAUUCCCCCAACACUUCUCUCUGGACUUACCCAGGACCAUCUUCUCAAGGAUGAGGUAAGUGUUAUGUACGCAACAAGUCUGUUCAGGACAUGGCUCCAGGAGAGGGACAUGGCUUCUUUAACUUCUACUCUCAAGAAAGCCUCUCUAGACCCCUCCCUCCAGGACAUAUUCCCAAUCGGUCCCAAAAGAAGUCUGGACCACAUAGAGAGUUAUUUCAAGGAACAGGGACUGAAUGAGAUGGUCCAACAUGUGCGUUCACAAAGAGCGAAUAACAACCGGAAAGUGUUUGUUUCCCGGAUCAAAUUGUUCGUGAAUGACGACGAAUACAAUACUUCAGAGUUGUCAGUGUACAUCAAAGAAGCAACAGAUCAAGGAAAGGUGACCCAACCGUAUGCAAUGCAAACUCUAUUCUCAGCCAUUGCCAACUCAGGAGAUUGGGCUGGAUCCGACUCAAUUCCUGACGAUUUUUACAAGGAACUCAAGCAAUACAGCGCGCUAUUCAAGGAAAUUGCCAAGACACACAAAUUACAAAUAGACUUCAUGAACAAAAUACAAGAGUUCUGUUACGACAACAUCAACUUUCUCAAAACAUUCCACAAAGUUAUAUUCAUGCUUUAUAACGGCAACGUGCUGGAGGAAGAUGCAAUAGUAGAUUGGUACAAAAGUUCACACAGCACUAAGGGCCAAACAGAAUUCCUCUCUCAGAUGGAGAAAAUGGUCAACUGGCUUGAAAAUGCCGAGGAAGAGGAGGACUCCGACGAGGAUGAGGAGUAGACCUCUCCAAGUUUCUAGAACUCUUCCGAACUUUCUAGAAGAUUCCAGCCCUCUCCGGGAACGAACAACCUCACCCUCCUCCUUCCUUUCUAGGCUACGAUUUGAGAGAAAAUUAUUUCAAGUGUAAUGGAAAAGGGGUUAUUUAUUUGUAGUUUUUUUGGGCAGUAAUAUAGAAAUGUAUAGUGUUGCUGUCCGCAUCAUUAAAACAUUGAUAAUGCAAAGUUUUAACUUAGUAUUGAUAAUUUAGUGCCGCAAUUCCGGGAUUUUACAUUGUAUGUUUCUAAAUUUUAAAGAGUUGUCACAAUAUUUCUUGAAUUGAGAUUUUAUGAAGAACAGUAAGAUCAUGUUUUUUUUGCAGGUAUUUAUUCAAAAAAUUUGUAAAUAUGGUAGCAACACACCCUGGUAUGCUCUCACGAAGGUUUAUCCUACACACAUACUUUGAGAGGUCUCUAUAAUCUAGAUAAAAUACUUUGUGAAAUGUUUCUAACUCUUUAGCAAACCUACUACGGAUAUAACCGCUAGGAGUGGUUCAUUGGAUAACAGCCAAUUUUUACGAUAUACGUGUAUGAUGUGCUAUUUGAAUUUAAUUCGAAAUUUUAGGUUGAUUUUAUUGUGGUUCGUUCCCCGUUUAACUUAAGCUUAUAUUUUAUUUUCCGGUAUGAAAGCAGCAGCAAAGAUUGAUAUAACCUAUGCUAUGGUUCUAAUAUGAUUUUGUAUUUUGCUGGAGUAA